AUGUCGUCCGCACCUUCAGCCCGUACGGCAUUCAACCUCAAAGUGCUGCGUCGUCACGAUCCAUCUAUCGUCACCAUUCUCGAAACUGCCUCCUUCGUCGUGCUUUACAACUACAACGAUGGCGAAUGGACAAAGACGGGUGUUGAAGGACCGCUCUUCCUCUUCCGACGUCGCCUACCACCAUACAACGGAUUCUUCCUGAUGAACCGAAAUGGCGUCGAGAACUUCUCGGCAGAUGUAACUCCCGAAGACGAUCUGGAGAUCACGCCGGAAUUCAUCAUUUACCGACCCGAGACGAGCAACGAGGUGUACGGGAUCUGGGUGUUCGAAGCGAAUCAAAGGAUGGCGGUGGGAGACAAAAUGCUGAAGUUGCAGAACAUGAUGGAGAGGCCGAGUGAGGAGGACGUCAAUUUGGCUGAAAAUUUGGAGAGUGUGGCGACAGGUGCACCUGCUGCGGUGGAGGGUAAGCAGACGGCGGGGGUGGCUGCGACAGCGACAGGGCAGAAGAGUGGGAAGGACUCGGAGGGGAAAGCUGGCAAAGCGAAGGCGAAUGGCAGGCCAAAGAGGGGCGCCAAGCAGGCAGUCGACAGGAGCAAUGAUGAGGCGACAAGCGCGAGGGCAACUCCGGUGCCGGCGAAUGAUGCAUCAACAGAUAGCGAGGUGGGUCGACAGAUCAAUCUGGAUGAUCUGUUUGGCGCACCUGCCGCACCAUCGCAGAGCGGCGCUCAAGUCGCAGAGGAACCAUCAAAUCCGGCGCAAGAAGCGGUCUCGAAGGAGCCAAAGUCGAACGGUGCGUCCUUGCUCGACUCGCUCUUCCAAAAGGCUUCGCUCGACGCCGUCCCCGCACCUUCUUCAACCACAACCACCGCUGAAACCACUCCAGCAGCUGCUCAGUCAACCCAACCCAACCACUCUCAAAACCUCCUAGCUCUACUGGGCGCGACCAACACCCCGCAACCAUCCACUCCACCCGUCAACCCCACCUCAACACAAGCUUCGACCGAACAAACCUCGUCCGAAUGCAAGACUGCACCCAAGAUGUCCGAGCUGAUCGAACAGGGCAUCCGCGACCGCAUCGGUCUGGGCGACGACAACCAACCGCUGUCGAGACGCGAAUUCGUCACGGAACUGCUCAGCUUGGUUCACACCAACCCGGAGUUCGUCAAGGAGCUGUACGAUGGGUAUCUGUCGCGCGUUGCGUAG
Pseudozyma hubeiensis SY62 is the source of this 1203-nucleotide messenger RNA. RefSeq lists its product as hypothetical. NCBI's taxonomy places the organism in Eukaryota, Fungi, Basidiomycota, Ustilaginomycetes, Ustilaginales, Ustilaginaceae. Gene Ontology annotation, cellular component: P-body. Gene Ontology annotation, biological process: deadenylation-dependent decapping of nuclear-transcribed mRNA; positive regulation of catalytic activity; deadenylation-independent decapping of nuclear-transcribed mRNA. The transcript has a single exon. The coding region runs from base 1 to 1203 and encodes 400 amino acids. The record is from RefSeq and is a predicted model, not a curated record. Gene Ontology annotation, molecular function: enzyme activator activity; mRNA binding.